AUGGAGAUUGACACCGUCAUCGUCGGCAAUGGGCCGUCGGCCAUGAUCCUUGCAUACAUUCUCCACGGUCAUAUUCCUCUUUACACAUCCAAUCCCCCGCAUCCAGAUCAUCUAUUGGACGCCAAGCUGAAGGCCGCACCAGAGCUUUUGAAUGCGGAUGUGGAUGCCCUCACGGCGCAUUUCGACGCCUCGCGACUGUCAUACUCAACCCAGGCUCUUCCAGUCAAUGUCUUGUUAGAUACGCUAAUGCGCCCGAGCGUUGAUGUAGACGAACCGGGCUGCGUCUCGAAUAUUGAGUGGCGUUUCCAGCCGGAAAAGGCAGUUUCACAUCUUGUUUUUGGAAAGCCCUUGAAACCUGGAGGCCAAUGGACCGAAGAUCCGUUGGGUGCGAGUUGGGAUAUUCAGACUUUGAGUUAUGCCGCAAUGCUGUCUUUGCCCGGGUAUUCUUUUGCCGAUCAUCAUAUAAAAACCACCGGCAAGGAUCUGCCCUCAUAUACAAGGCCUACACGGCGCGAGAUCGCAGAUUAUUUUUCUGCUUACCCGCAGGCCGCUCACAUCAAUGAUGCAUUUCGGUGCGGGGAAGAAUUGAGGGGCAUCUCUCGCACCGCCGAUGGUUUUUAUAUUCGCUCGCAUAACCUUCACUGCAGGCGGCUCGUCCUUGCUAGUGGAAUCUUCUCUGAGGUUAUUUUACCGGAACCGUCAAUUCGCCCACUGCUACACAUUAAGCCCACACCUCGAACACCACUAUUAGUUGUUGGAUCCGGUUUCUCUGCCGCCGACGCGAUCAUCUCUGCCUCUCCCGAUCAGAAGAUCUUGCACGUAUUCAAAUGGUCCCCCGAUGAUCGCCCGUCCCCUCUCCGGGCGUGUCAUCAGCAGGCAUAUCCCGAAUAUGCCGGUGUCUACCGUCUCAUGAAACGAGCCGCUCUGACAGCCGAAGCUGCAGGCAAAGACCGGCCGAAAUACCGUCGCACCACCUCAACUCCAUUCCUUGAAAGCAGGAAUUGGGAUGAGACCUAUGAAGGCUUGUCUAAUGUCGAAAUGACAUCAGCCGAAGUCCACGGUGAUCUGGCGACCGUCACAUUCCGCCGCCAAGAUGGAACUACUUUCUCCCGCUCCGUCAGCGGUCUUGUCUAUGCUGCUGGUCGGCGAGGCACCCUGGAUUAUCUUGAUCCUGAGCUCCGCUGUGAAGUGCUGGGGCCCGGUGAUCAGGAAAGCCCGACAGUAACGGGACAAAGUCUCCGUGCGAAGGCAAUCGAGGACCUCGAGGUUGCCCCGGGGGUCUUCAUCAUUGGCAGUCUGACUGGAGACUCUCUGGUCCGCUUUUCCUACGGUGGUUGUGUCUCUACAGCUGGUCAUCUGAUUGAUGGCGAGCGUGACACGCGAAGCAUGUGUAGCAGCUUCGUGUCGUCGGCUAAAUUGCAUGGCUCUUCACUCUCCGUUAUGAACGGCAUGGAUGGUCAUUUGGUUUACCCGAACGGGGAUGAACCAGACCUGUCCCGCGAGGAUACCUUCAGCAAAAUUUCGACGAUCACGGAUCAGCCUGUCGCACGGAGUUGGUGGAAAUCAAUUUCCCGAGUAUGGAAUGAUCUCAUACGAUGA
This is a messenger RNA of Penicillium soppii, 1599 nucleotides long. RefSeq lists its product as uncharacterized. The coding region runs from base 1 to 1599 and encodes 532 amino acids. NCBI's taxonomy places the organism in Eukaryota, Fungi, Ascomycota, Eurotiomycetes, Eurotiales, Aspergillaceae. The record is from RefSeq and is a predicted model, not a curated record. The transcript has 2 exons.